Molecule: messenger RNA, 913 nt
Organism: Rhodofomes roseus
Lineage: Eukaryota; Fungi; Basidiomycota; Agaricomycetes; Polyporales; Fomitopsidaceae
Exons: 4
Coding region: 106-765 (219 amino acids)
Biological process (GO): vacuolar proton-transporting V-type ATPase complex assembly
Source: RefSeq, a predicted model, not a curated record
GCUGUCUGAGCUCGUCGGUGGCUGAGAUUUCCAUUGCUCUGGAUAUGUCUGAUAUGCCUGAAAAGUCUGCCACCGCACCGACAAACCAUUCCAGCAAGGACCUCAAUGUCUCAUUGGAACCACACCUUGUGGAAUCUUUGCAGCCGCUGCUACAUCUGCUGCCUUCAGAACUACUCAUUGCUCUCUUCCAUCUCUGCUUGGGCCCGCUCACCGGAUGGUGCGAAGUCGCUUGCCUCCUACAACCCGCCUUUGCGGCCAGCAGACUACUCGAUGAUCGCUCUGCUCGCCGGGACGCGUACGUCUCCCGAACGGAAAUUCCCUGCGUACGCCACCCGAAAAGAGGGCGCGGAUGAGCGGAAAACAUACAGCGACCGUCGAGCGGUGACCAACGUGUUCAACGCUCUCCUGAGCAUCGGAGGUGCGGGCGCAGCGACGUGGUGGGCUGCUGGGAGACUGGAUUGGAAAGACGAGUGGAAAGCACUCCUGUCCUUGGCAGUUGCCCUGAUAGUUGCCGCGUCUGAAGUAGUCCUGUACCUCAUAUGGGACUCGAGGCGCUCCCAGCCGCCGCGCCCACUCUCGCACCGGAGUGCUGCGCGCAUCGAGCCUUCGGAGUCAAAGAAAGCUCAGGAAGUGUCGCCCGACUCGUCUGUCGACUCCGACGCAGCUUCGGGUGAAGUAGGGCCCAUGAGCACCGCUGUCGCCAACACUCGCGGUUCCGCUAAUCUGCGCGAGCGGACUACAGCGGGGCAGCCACCGGAUUCGUAGUUGCAAUGUCCCUUGACUAGAUAUGACCACGCAUCUUAGCACGAACGGGCCACUGUCUUUACGGACUAUCACAUGUUCUUGUUGAUUGCAACCAUCGUUGCAUGAGCUAGUUGACGUCGGAACAUAUGACGAACGACGCCCAAGUGGG